CUCCAUCCAUUGAUCUUUUGCUCCUUCACCACAAUUUCUCCCUCACCACCUCCUCCCCCUCCCCCUCUACACUUCCACUGUCUCUCUAUUUUGGGCCCUCAGAGAGGGCAGGGUGACUCCCAGUAAGUCACCUACGUCUUUCUCCUUGCCUCACCCUCUCCGUCUGUCUCGCUUUCUUAAGCAUUUAGCCAGCUAGAAACUUAAUCCCAGAAAUUUAAACUCAAGACUUUUGUAGACACAAACUGAAACCUUGAAUAGGAACUUACCAAAAAGAAAAAGAAAGAAAUCUUCCCUGGAUUUUCCUCCAUUUUCCUCUGUGGCUGAAGUUUGAGAGUAUUUUUAGACCCGCUGUGAUCCAGCUUAUCACAAUUGCUCUGCGCUUUUUGCUGCUGGAUUUGAGUGUUGCCUCCACCGCUUUUUUUUGGUCUUUUUUUCUCACAUUCAACCGGGGCCAAAGAGGAUUUAACGAAGGAGUUACAUGCUUGUUUCUAUGGUAACGCUGCCUUUCCUGAGCCUUUGAAGGACUGAAGGUUAUCGCAGAACAUCCAGCAAACUCAAACGUCCAAGGUACAGUGAAAAUCCCUUUCACUGACUCAACUUCAUAGCAAUGUUCGGAUACUACUGUUACUGGAGGUUGGAGCCCUCCUCAGCAAUGAGCAGUCCAACAAACAGCAAGGAGGCAAGCCCUUCACCUCAGACCAAUCAUAGAACAUUUUUGGAUGAUGUCAUCCUGACCUUCACUUCACCAAUGGCCUGGUUGCUGGUCGUGGCUCUGGUGAUCACAUGGUCGGCAGUCGCCAUCGUACUUUUUGAUCUGCUGGACUAUAAAACUCUGGCAGGUACAGCAAGUCUCCCUCCUCCUGCUGCCAUCGCCAAGAGAGCAAUGAGGGCUAGAGGUGGUGCUCGUCCAAUUAGAUCAAGCCCUGCUGUGGUCCCAGCUGAUGUUGCAGCUCAGGAGAGCGCUGAUUGGUUGGAGAUGAUUUGGUCUUUUGUUGCCAGUUUGGUGGCUCCUGAGGAUGAGGAGGAAGGUAUUCACCAGCUAACUGAAACCCUCACAUCUUUCCACUCGGAGGAGCUCUGAGCAAGAGAAGUGUGCGAGGAGAGAGAACAAGUAUCGACAAGAGUCAAGCAAGAGGAAGAUACGGAAAAAAGAGACGAGUACGCAUCUGAAGUGGAGGAUGUAAAGAAACAGAAGGAUGAGGAGCAGGAUGUACAGUUUAUCACAGUUAUGUUUCAUUAUGUCUGCCUGGAACUUGAUGAAUAAAACUCUCUAUUUGGAAAAA
Notolabrus celidotus (New Zealand spotty) is the source of this 1283-nucleotide messenger RNA. It is a transcript of the gene trdn, whose product is annotated as triadin. The transcript is spliced from 5 exons. Gene Ontology annotation, molecular function: signaling receptor binding. Gene Ontology annotation, cellular component: sarcoplasmic reticulum; membrane. NCBI's taxonomy places the organism in Eukaryota, Metazoa, Chordata, Actinopteri, Labriformes, Labridae. The coding region runs from base 608 to 1081 and encodes 157 amino acids. The record is from RefSeq and is a predicted model, not a curated record.